This is a messenger RNA of Fundulus heteroclitus (mummichog), 3204 nucleotides long. Its product is annotated as ALMS1 centrosome and basal body associated protein. Bases 120 to 2606 code for a protein of 828 amino acids. Gene Ontology annotation, biological process: regulation of centriole replication. The transcript is spliced from 11 exons. NCBI's taxonomy places the organism in Eukaryota, Metazoa, Chordata, Actinopteri, Cyprinodontiformes, Fundulidae. Gene Ontology annotation, cellular component: centriole; cytosol; centrosome. The record is from RefSeq and is a predicted model, not a curated record.
UGCCAGUUUCAGCACCAGAAACCAGGAGGUACCAUCUGAGUCAGCGGCAGGGAAUCAGAAAAGGCAAGACACCGUAGGAGGCCGGAGCGAGGAACCUCCUCCACCCGCGCAGGCUCCAGAUGAGCCCAGUGUGGCGGUCAAACACGUCAGCGCACAUCCUCUCGCUCACCAGACCAGCGAAUCGAAUUCGGGCUUCAGGACGGGUCCGCCUCCCUCACGUCCGUUUCACUCCGCUCCCCACAGCAGCGGCUCACGCCUCUUCCUCUGCUGUCCCCCGUCCCGGCGCUGACGCUGUCCCGCGCCGGGACCUGGCCAGCCUCGCAGACUCCUCCCCAGCCGUCAGCAGCCCGGACGAAGGCGUCGGCUCGUCAAGUCCAGCGGAACUGCCGUCGCACCACAGACGAGACGCCCCCACCGCCUUUAGAGCCGUCGCUCCUCAGGGGAGCGUCAUCACGGCGUCAUCAGGGUCCCUCACACAGCGACACAGAGCCACAGCCCCACGGAGUCUCUACUCUGCUGAAACACCAGUGCCUGUGCUGCUGCCUUACAAACCUCGCGGCAGUGAGGAGCUCUUCUACGUCCCUCAGACAGAAGCGGACGUCUCCUUCACAGACCAGUCCAACACAACCCUGGAGAGCUCUCACCCAGGCUCCGACGACGCCGUGCCUCCCAGGUUCAGCAGCGAGGUCCUUGGGGAUCAGGACCCGGGGUUGGGCCGCGGAGUCGCCAUCAGACACGAGGAGGGGAUCUACAGCAAGAGGCUGAAAGCGCCGUCGCUCAGAAUGCAGGAGCCUUCAGGCGCAGAUGCUUCUGCGGCGGCACACAGAGGAUUAACAGCUUUGAGUCGGACUCCAACGUCGUCUUCCCAGGCGUCGGCUACCGUUACCGCGCAGCCUCCAGUUCACAAGCACAAGGUCUCCCAGAGGGACCGAGGUACCAGCCCCAUCCUGUGCCUCCGUUACAAACCAACUGAGCCCACUCCUCACAGGUUCCAUCCGGCACUUAUAGAAAGGGUCCAGACGCAGGUCAGAGAGCGAGCCGGUCCUCCACCGGCCCCCCGACACAGCAGCAACACCCUGGACCACCUGUGGCAGAAGUUCUGUGAACAGUGGAGCAAGGAGGAGACGCACGCCGCCAGCGAUGGAGAGGCUUCGCUGCUGGAGCGGUUAGAGCGUCUGUCCCGUGUGAUUCAUGGAUCGCAUGUCCGGGAAGGACAGGGUUAUUAUCUUCCUGAAGCGCCUGCGAGGACACCGAGGAGGGCAGAGAGAAACAUGGGAAGGAGAGCGGGAGGAGGCAGAGAAGCAGAUCUUCCAGCUCUACGGAGGCUGCAGGCGGAGGAGCCUGAGCUUCCUGCAGAGAGCGACAGCUGCGUCUCCAACAGCUCCUCCCAGGACCGCCCGUUCUCCCCAGCAGACAGAGACCGUCCAGAGAGCCCGUCCGGCUCCACGUCCACCGUGGAUACGGCGCGGCUCGUCCGAGCUUUCGGCGCCGCCAGGGUGAGGCACCCGAGGAGCGGCUCUAGCCUCAGGAAACUGUACGGCGCCAUCGACAAGCAGAGGGAGGCGGGGGAACGCAGCAGGGGGACCAAGGGGGACUCCUCGGUCACCCUCACGCCGUCAGAAGCAUCCGGCACAGACGCAUCGGUUGUUCCUGAUUCUGCGUCCACACCUAGCACGUACACCGCCGUCUCGCCGCACCGCGGACCGACCCGGGCUCUGACGGCCAAGAGAGCUGUAAGAGUGGUCGACAAAAGUAUCCAGGCAGGCGAGCUGGAGAUCGUUCAUAACGGGACCCGACGGCACACCAGAGAUGUUGGGACUACGUUCCCUUCUCCUGGAGAGGCCAGAGCUUUGGAGCAGAUCUCCUCCUCUUCGUCCAGCACCGUGGGAGGAAGAGGAGGAGCAGGGGGGAGAGUUCCUCCCAAAUCCAACAACUGUCAGAAGCAGAAAAAGAGCAAGAGGAGCCCCUCCAAGCAGUACCCCAAAGGCGUUUCGUGGUUCAUCUCUGCUGACAGCCUGAGGUCCGAGGCGAGGAAGGAGAACCGGCCCGGGGAGCCGUGGGCCGGGAGGCAGAACGCGGCGUGGUUUGAGCCGUGCAGCAGAGUCCGUCCGUGGAGGGAGCCGCUCAGACAGAGACAGGUCCACGAGGACGGAAGCAGCCAAUCACAUUUCAUCGCUCAGCCCGAGCCGGACCCAUAUCCUAGAACCAAAAUAUCGUCCUCUGCUCUAACACGGGUCUCCUUGCAAGAGGCUCUGGAGAUGUGCCGCCCAGAGUUUAUCUCUCGAUCCAAGCAGAGGGUGAGAUGCCUGGCUCUGCAGGCAGACGAGCGGAGGCUGCAGGCCGUGUUCAGCCGAGAGAGAAACCUGCCGUUCAAGCAGCCAGGAGGAGCCUGGAGGUCUGCAGGCGCUGCCCUGUUGAGGAGAGCGGUACCCAGGAAGGAAAUGAUCCAGAGGUCCAAACUAAUCUACGAGAAUCUCCCAGAGGUGCGGCGCAGGAGAGAGGAGGAAAGAAGGAAAGCGGAGUAUCGGUCCUACAGACUGAACGCCCAGCUCUACAAUAAGAGAAUCACGGAGCGGGUCCUGGGCAGGAGAACGGCCUGGCACUGACACAGCGCCACCAUCUUGCUCUUCAUGUUACAAAUCGUGUUUAAAUGUUUGGAACUGUUCAACAUAGAGCUAAGCAUAGAGAUUUGUUGUUUGUUUAUUUACCAUGAGGAUGAUUUUAUUCUUUUUUUUGCUGACAUUUUUAGAAAUAAUGCUGUAAAAAAACAGAAACUUGAAAUCAGUUGUUUUCUAUUAAAGUGAUUUUAAAGUUUUUUUUAAAAAAAUGUUUGAAAAAGAAUGCCUUGUUUUGUUGUGGUGCUGUGAAACAACGGAGGCGGCAGAGAUGCGCUGGCUUCCAUGGGUUUAUUGAUCGGUUAUUGGUUGGUCAGCAACAGGGAACCAUACAGGGACGAGUCGGACAAGCUGCGGAUUCACUACAUCACUGAGAGCACAGCUGGAUAAGGACAACACAUCUGCUCGUUUCAGCUUGACCUACUUUCAUACAAAUGCACUAUGCCCGUCAAAUUAAUAAAUAAAACUUUAAGUUAAUAGCGGUGUGUAAACAUAAGUAGCCACAAAAUACGUCAGUAUAAAGGUUGGGUUGGAUUCAGCCUUGGCGGGUGCGGUGGAAAAAAAACAUUCUUUGGCAAAAAAAAAAAAA